CCCAUUUGACAAAGCUUGGUCUGGGCCCCCAUCAGCGACGCAGAUAAGGGCCCUCGGCCCCGGCUGUGAGGCAGCUGGGCGAGUGGCAAACACUCCACGGUCCCCGGGCAGGCCGAGGCUCCCCCCGUGGGGCCCUGGUUGCCGGGCGCUAAAGCAAACGGGCUCUAUUUGCCCAGUCUGCGAUGACAAUGCAGUCACCAAAUAUUUGCCAGCCUGGCCAGCCUCGGCGUUGGGCUAUAAAUGCUUGAGCCCAGGUGGAGGCGGGCCCGCCCAGCGGGAGUUGCAGCCUCGGCAGCCACGCCUGCCGCCCCAGAGGCCCCGGCCACUCGGGACUUGGAGGAGAUGGCCGCGGGCGUGAUCCGGCCUCUCUCUGACUUCCGGCUGCCUCUGGCGUCCCACGGGCCCUUCCUGCCCUCAGACCCUGUGCCUCCAGACACGUCGGAGGAGGACGACGAGGGGGAGGAGGAGGAGGACGAGGAGCUGGAGGCCGAGGGGCCAGAGGGCCACAGCCCGGCCUCCCGGAGCUCAGGAUGGGCCACAGCCGCCCCAGAAGCAGCCCCGCUGGACCCCAGCAGCACGGAGAUGCCGCUGCAGCUGCUGCGGUUCUCCGAGCUCAUCAGUGGCGACAUCCAGCGGUACUUCGGUCGCAAGGGCUGGGGGCAGGACCCAGAUGGCUGUGACAUCUACGCUGACGGCCACCCGGCCAACAGCUCGGCCAGGGAGCUCUCCUGCGCCGACCCAGUGCACACGGCCCAGGGCGAGCCCCCAGACCACAAUGAGGCCACCGAGCCUGGGGUCUGCUCGCCUGGGGGCCCCAAGGGGCAGGUGUGCAGGCCGGGCCUCAGCAGGAGCAGGGCACAGCCGCUGGGGCCCCUGGCGGAGCUCUUCGACUACGGGCUGCGGCAGUACUCGGGGCCCCGGGUGGUGGCGGGCCGCCGACUAAGCCUGGAGCGGAAGUACGGCCACAUCACCCCCAUGACCCAGAGGAAGCUGCCCCCCUCCUUCUGGAAGGAGCCGGUGCCCAGCCCCCUGGGCCUGCUGCACCCCGGCACACCUGACUUCAGCGACCUGCUGGCUAGCUGGUCGGCAGAGGCCGGCCCCGAGCUGCCGGGCGGGGGGACCCAGGCCCUGGAUGGGGUGCAGCUGGCUGAGGCCUAGCGGCCCAGCGAGGGUCAGGGGGGUGAACAGAGGG
This is a messenger RNA of Phacochoerus africanus (Common warthog), 1192 nucleotides long. RefSeq names its product proline and glutamate rich with coiled coil 1 (gene PERCC1). Lineage: Eukaryota; Metazoa; Chordata; Mammalia; Artiodactyla; Suidae. The transcript has 2 exons. The record is from RefSeq and is a predicted model, not a curated record. The coding region runs from base 241 to 1158 and encodes 305 amino acids.